Racocetra persica is the source of this 617-nucleotide messenger RNA. Lineage: Eukaryota; Fungi; Glomeromycota; Glomeromycetes; Diversisporales; Gigasporaceae. The record is from the annotation of a GenBank genome assembly.
GCUUUGAAAUACAAGUUAUUAUCAAAAAAAUACUUAUGAAUAACUUAUCCAUUUUUGAUACUCAUUGCCAUUUGGUCGAUAAAGAAUACUACCAACAGAAUCUAAACACAAAACAAAUAAUCCAAGCCGCUGCUGCCGCAGGGGUAAAAUAUAUACUGAAUGUUGGCUACGAUAAGGAGAGUAAUCAAAAAGUAAUAGAACAGUUAAAAGAAUUUCCUAAAAAACAAUUGACUAAUCAAAAAAUUAUCGCUAUUGGAGAAAUUGGUUUGGAUUAUUAUCGCACUUUUACGGAUAUUGACAAACAAAAAUACUGGUUUAAACGACAAUUAGAGUUAGCCAAAAAAUACGAUUUGCCCGUGUUAUUACAUAUUAGAGAGGCUUUUGCUAAUGCUUACGAAAUAGUGAAAGAAAGUGAAAUAAAAAAAGGACAAGUAAUAGAAAAAAUCCCUCUGGAAAGGAUAGUUAUAGAGACCGAUGCUCCUUAUUUAACUCCUGAACCUUUUCGGGGACGAAUUAAUUAUCCGCAAAAUAUAAUUCAUACUUUAACCAAAAUUGCUGAAAUCAAAAAAAUGGAUGUAAAAGUGGCAGCAGAGAAAAUUUACUUAAAUACUUUAAGA